UGGCUAAUAAGCGCUUUAGUCGUUUAAAAGCGCAGAGGCAAGUGUCAGGCGAGUGUUCCUUAUAUGGGUGAGGUCCAGCAGUGUGAGGGAGUACGAUGUGAGCGGCCCCCAUCCUUCCAUCUGGACGCAAGCUGUAGCUGCGACAGGCUGAUCAUGAGACGCAGGAAGAUCGCAGUGGCGGCUGGCUUCUGUCUGUCCUUCUUUAUCGCCACUUUGCUCAACUUGCUCUGCGCUCCCGGCUUCGAUCACCAUCAGCAGCAUCCGCGACUCCAGGAUGGGACCGACGCGUCUUUGCGCGCAAUUGCGCCGGAUUUGCUCCAGCAGCUGCGGGAAAGGUACGCGGAGGUUCUGCGCUACAGGCAGCACCGGGUUACCCCUCCGACCUCAGCCUCGGCCAGGCUGCUCCGACCCUUGGAGAGACGCUUAAUGGACCUGCAGAAAUGGGACUACGACAAGGUGCCCGGGUCGGACAGCGACACCUUAUCCCUAUCGCAGCCAGGCUCAAAAAUAGACGUGUCACUGCGCUCACCCCGGCUGGGCUGCCAGGACAUCAGGAAUGGCACCGAUGUGCGCUACUUGGGCUCCGGUUACACCAAAGCGGUCUAUAAAUCGCUGCUGAAUGGCAGCCUGUCAGUGGCGAUGAAAUCGGUCGAUUUUGGGGGGCACGACAUCCAGAAUUGCGUCAGGCACUAUGGGACCCUAGAGGACUGCUACAGGCUGGCUGCCUUCAAGAUCGUCAAAGAAAUGAUCUUACUGCAAAGGCUUCAGCACCCCAAUAUAUUGCAGCUUUAUGGUUAUUGUUACCAGGACAGCAAUGAUAUUUCAGAUACACUGACCACUAUCACUGAACUGGGUUCCCCAUUGGAGAUGAUUCAGCUGUUACAGUCCCCUUGGGAGGACAGAUUUCGAAUAUGCCUGAGCUUAGUUCGCCUUCUGCAUUACCUGGCGCAUUCUCCCCUCGGCUCCAUUACGCUGCUGGAUUUUCGGCCUCGCCAGUUUGUGGUUGUUGACGGCGAACUAAAAGUCACCGACCUAGACGAUGCAAGCAUGGAAGAGACCCCUUGUUUCAGCCACAGUGACUGCUUUUUGGAGUUCCCGGCAAGAAAUUUUACCCUUCAGUGCUCGGUGGAGGGCAAAUGUCAAAAUAUGAACGAGAAGCGGAACCUCUACAACGCCUACAGGUUUUUUUUCACGUAUCUUCUGCCACACAGCGCGCCAUCUUCCCUGCGGCCACUUCUGGAUACUAUAGUCAACGCGACAGGUGAAUUGCGGUGGGGUGUCGACGAGGCUCUCGUCCAGCUGGAAAAAGUGUUUUACCUCUAUCGGAACGGAUUAUACCUGCCAAACAUUACAGAUACUCCUAAAGGGGAAUACAGAGAAGUGGCCCAUACGGUUGUUGCAGAAGAGGAUUAUAGAUGCUGGCCAUCCUAUCACCACAGUGGAUGUCUUCUCUCAGUUUUUGAUUUAAACGAAGCCAAAGAUGUGUGCAGCAGCCAUUCACAGUGUCAGGCCUUUGUCUGGACAAAUCAGACAACUUGGACAGGUCGACAGCUUGUCUUCUUCAAAACUGGUUCACGAACACUUGUUUCAGAUCCCGACAAGACGACGUACGUGAAGCUGACAGACUGAGGCACAGGAAGGCGCUGUGUGGCUUUAUUUGGUGGAAAAAUGCACUAAUAUUCAUUCUAAUUAUUAGAGUGCUUUAAUUCGUACAAUUUACCUGAAUUGCCAGGAUGAAUGUGCAAUAAUUGAGAACAUUGUAACAAUGCUUAAGACGAUAAUGUGAUACACUGUUGGAAAUAAGGAUGAGAGACUGGGUUCAAAGCAUCCAGAGAAUUUCUGUCUUGAGGUUUAAGCAAGAAGAAGAGCUUGGAGCUCAUAAAAGCGUCAGCCUUUACAAAAUGAUUACCUAAUGGUGAUGUGAUCUAAUGUUUUUCUCCUUACGUGAGCGAGAAAGCAGCCAGCAUUGAUUUGACAUGCCUAUUAAGGUUCAGUUCUACGGUCGUAAUUAUGGAACAUCUUCAAGAUGUUACUGUACUUCUUAUGCAUUUUUCUUGAUCUCAGAGGACCCCUCUGCAGAUGUUCUUCAAAAGUUUUAGACUUGGUGGCUUCAAGCCCCUGUUGAGUUUCAUCAUGUGAUCAGGUCCUCCUUAAUGAAUUCCAGGGACCCAGAUAGAUGAAAUGAUGGUUGACACCAACGAUGGCAUAGCUUAUUUCUCAAACUGUUUUUGCCUUUAGGCUGGGCACUCUCAUCAAAUUCAAUAAGCCUGAAACACACCUCUGUGUAGGUGGUGUAACAAAUACCUGGAUCAUACCAACUGACUCCAGUCAAAGGGGCAACCUGAAUGCUAAGCGAUAACUUCUGCCAAAGACUCAUGGCCCAAGUAGUGUAUUCUCCACUGGCAUUUUCAGCCGGUAGUAAAGUCCCCACUGAUACACACUAAUGCAUAAUAUUCCUGAAUGAACAAACCUGAAUACUUCUUUGGUCAGCAUCUUAACUUCUUAUAAGAACUUUGCUAUGAACCAAAGAAUAUUCCAUUCAUACGGUGAACGAACAAGUUUAUUUUAGGAAAUAUAUGGAAUGAUGAGAAAAGAAAGAUAUUGAGGGAACCAUUUUAUCCACCGGUAUUAAUUGGCAAUAUCUCUGCAUAUCAAGUUAAAUAGAAACAUAGUCAUGAGUCAGUCCAUAUCAUUAUACACGUAUCGGACCCCUUAUCCGGAAACCCAUUAUAGAAGACCUGUGGCCAAAGCAUGGGGAUCUGCCUUCCCUGACCCAGAAAAAAAUCCAAUCUGCCCUGUAAUAUAAGACAAUGAGCUUCUUGGACUCUCUAGUAUGCUGUUAAAUGCAUAAAUGUAAUAAGCUAUGAGAAGAAGGUUUCUUGUGUCGUAGGGGCGUGUUUACUAAGAUUGGAGAUAAAUAUCUCCGGUGAUGUUGCCCAUAGCAGCCAAUCAGCAAUAAGAUUUGAACAGUCACCUACAAGGUAGAAAUCAAAGCAAAGACCUAAUUGGUUGCUACAGGCAACAUCACCGGUGAUAUUUAUCUCCAUUCUUAGUAAACACACCCCGUAGUGUCUAAAGAAGUGUCACUGGAAUUAGGUUCUCAACCUCAAGUAGUAAAAAAUGAAGGGAUUGUGAAUUUCCAUGCCAACAGCAGUAAAAAAAUGGUUUAAUAGUACAAAUGAGUGGCCAAUCACUACUUGAGUUCAAGCAUUUGCUGUGUGAUGAUAUUUUAUAGGUACAUGCAGUAUCUGGAUUAUUUGCUUUCAAUGAAAGCUGCAACUGAAAAUUGCCAUAUUGAUUUGCAAUUUGUACAGAUCAUUUUUGUACUUUGUGUUUAAAUAUGUUUAUUUUUCUAAAAAAUAAAUUUGUUCAAAAUCA
Molecule: messenger RNA, 3378 nt
Organism: Xenopus tropicalis (tropical clawed frog)
Lineage: Eukaryota; Metazoa; Chordata; Amphibia; Anura; Pipidae
Source: RefSeq, a predicted model, not a curated record